UGUUACCUUUUCUGUUUGACAAACAGAGAAUUUCAAAUACGUAGGAUAAUGUAACUAAGCACCUGUCUCAUGCCUUUCCCUCACACAUGUACUACCCAAUCUGAAUCCUUUCAUCUCUUUAGUUGUUGCUAUUUCACAGGUUCUGACUGUGUCUUCUAUGUCUCCGGCCUUUUGUUUUUUUUUACGAAUCCAUGUCUCUGGCCAAUCUGGAUACGUGCUCCCUGGUACCUUUUCUGUUUGACAAACAGAGAAUUUCAAGUACGUACGAUAAUGUAACUAAGCACUUUCAUAUGAGUUUUGCAGAUAAUUCAAAUUUACUUGGCUAAUUCUACCGGUCUAUGUUUCUUCCUGAAACAAACAGAUGGUACAUUGGGCUGAUUUCUGCAACUUAUGAUGGAACAGAUGGAACAGUCAGUUGCUGCAUUUUACUUAUUUCUGCAGCCUAUGAGCCUUUUAUUCCAUGAAGUUUCUCAGAGUCCGCUUUUCGGAUCACUACAUAUUUCUUUCACUGUAGGAUUCACAUGGUUACAUGCUAACUGCAGCAUUUGAGGAAAAAUAAUUGCAGGGACAAUUAUUCAAUUGCUAUAUCUAGUAUAGAAGAAGCUGAAAUAUGAAUCCAGUUCACUUAUCAAGAUAAAAUAUUCUUAUUCCUUUAUGAUCACAUAUCAUGCCAUCUGAACUUUAAGGCAUUGGUUCCAUUAAUUAGUCUGAUACUCUGAUCUGCCUAUUGAUCUCCUUGGACGUAUUCGACCAUUUUGAUGUCUGUUGUUUCUAUGGUUCAUGAUGACGAUAAUCUCAAAGCAUUGGUUAACGCUUAUGAGUAAGCAGGUCAAAGUAUCUUCACCUUAUGAGAUUCAGCAUAAGAGAUCAUCCUGGUUGAAUUGUCCAGGGUCGUGUAUUUGCUUGAUUCUUCUGUACACGUACAAAUUAACUUGGCUAUGAUGCACACACACUUCAGGUCUGAAAUAUUUGACCAUGUUUGCAUAACAUAAGUGUACUUAAUAUCUUCAUUUUCCUGGUUGUCUUGCAAUAAAAUAGGCGUUGUUCAUCAUGAAGCUGAAUACAUAAGCAUUUCCUAAAAUUGUAGUGGAUUAGCGUUCUUAUUAAUCUGCAACAAAUAUGUAGACAUAUUUUUGACACAACAUUUAGAGUUUAUCGGUGCUUCUUACGAAUAAAAGCAAUCCAGUUCUUACAUUUUUUUUAGUUGCUAUUCCUAUGUAGAUCUAUUUAUAUUAUCUUUCUUUCAAAUACUAUGUGUACCGCAGCAACGCUCGAGGUAUCAACUAGUUCAUAAGAAAAACCAACCCCGUGGCUAAACUUCGGCCCAGCGCCAACAGGCUCGGCGCAAAUCUCAAAGCUCGUCAACACCGCUCCAUUCGCCGUGGAACGUGCUUGCGUGUUCUUUGGUUCUUCCCCGAGCUAAGCUCUGCCUUCCCCUUCCGUCCAUUGCAACGCACCGGAAAUCCUCCGCCACAUAGUUCGGGAAAAAUAGAUUCACCGCCGGCGCUCAGCAGUUGGAUUCUGGAAUCCGCAAGCUCGGGGUGUUUGGCGGAGGUAGCAUUCCACGGUUCGGUAGGCGAGCUCGCGGAUAGCUAGGCACGGAUUUGGGCGUCGGAGCUUCAGGGGUUCCCAUUGAUUUACUGAAAUGGCCGGAAAAGGAAGCUAUGUUCCACCCCAGUAUGUUCCAUUAUAUGGCCUAGACACUGAAGAGGACCGCGUUCCUGCGGUGGAGGAGAACAUUGCUGCACGCCAUAAAUUAAGCAGGGAUCCUACACAAUGGUCGUCAGGCAUCUGUGCUUGUUUUGAUGAUCCACAGAGCUGUUGUAUUGGCGCAGCUUGUCCCUGCUUCCUUUUUGGAAAGAAUGCACAGUUCUUAGGAUCUGGAACUCUUGCUGGAUCAUGCACCACGCAUUGCAUGCUCUGGGGUCUUCUGACAAGUUUCUGCUGUCUGUGCACUGGGGGCCUUGUAUUAGCAGUUCCAGGAUCUGCUGUUGCUUGUUAUGCUUGUGGAUACCGCCAAGCACUAAGAACAAAAUACAAUCUUCCGGAAGCACCAUGCGGUGAUUUGACGACACACUUAUUCUGCCACUUGUGUGCCAUAUGCCAAGAGUACAGGGAGAUCCGUGAGAGAACAGAUAGUAACAACUCUUCAGCUCCUGAUGUUACCCCACCUCCAGUGCAGACAAUGGAUGAACUUUGACUGGAGUAGAUGAUAUGAAUAUAUUCUGCCUGACAAAUCUUUUGUUUUGUUUGACAUGCCUUUGCCUGUGCCUGCGAGUGUUUGUCAGUUGAUGUUGUUGUGCACUGUUCCCAGUCCUAAUAGGAGGUCAGGUUUUAUAGAGCUGCUGUAAAGAUAACUUGAAAACUACGUAAUGGACAACACAGAAAUGUGUAAGCUGUUGUAGCUCGAUUGUUACAUGUAACAUUUAUUUUUUUAUCCAUAUAUUUUUGGGUUGAAAUGAGAAGGAAAACAAAAGAAGUGAUUUCCUUUUGUCUAA
This is a messenger RNA of Lolium perenne, 2498 nucleotides long. Its product is annotated as cell number regulator 5. The record is from RefSeq and is a predicted model, not a curated record. Lineage: Eukaryota; Viridiplantae; Streptophyta; Magnoliopsida; Poales; Poaceae.